Molecule: messenger RNA, 864 nt
Organism: Suillus paluster
Lineage: Eukaryota; Fungi; Basidiomycota; Agaricomycetes; Boletales; Suillaceae
Exons: 7
Coding region: 1-864 (287 amino acids)
Cellular component (GO): nucleus; cytoplasm
Molecular function (GO): RNA binding
Source: RefSeq, a predicted model, not a curated record
AUGUCGGUGGCCACAAGAAACCCCUUUGCACUCUUGGACGGCCCUGCCUCUCGUGGUGGUCGCUACUACCAACGUGGCGCUGCUCCUGCACCCGCUACCCCUCCAACUGAUGACCAGCCACCUGCCCCAGAGCCAAAGCAAAGGCGAUUCGACGGUGAGCGCAGGGAAGGCCGUGGUGAUGGCCGUGGCAGAGGCCGCGGUCGCGGUGGCGAUCGUGGUGGUGAUCGUGGUGGCCGUGGUCGUCCAUUCGACAGGCACAGUGCCACCGGAAAGACCGACUCUGACAAAAAACUCCACAACGGCUGGGGUGGCGACGAUGGAGAAACAGAGCGCAAAACCGAGGAAGCUGCCACAAUCGACGCAGCUGCUGACGCUACUGGCGCUCUAAAUGAGCGUGAAAGGCGCGGUGACAGGGAGGAAGAGGAAGAUGACACCCUCACCCUCGACCAGUACCUCGCACAGCAGCGUGAAAAGGAAAACGCACUUGUCCCCAAGUUGGAAGUCAGAAAGCCCAACGAUGGUGUCGAUGAUGAUGUCUUCAAGGGCGCUGCCCCAAUUACGAAGAAGGAGGAUUUGGAGUAUUUCGCUGCAAAGACCAAAUCCGCCCCCAAGGCCCGCACCAAGAAGGACGAAAAGGUCUUUAUCGAAAUCGAAGCUCGCUUCGAACGCCCAAACCGUGGUGGUCGCGGCGGGCGUGGUGGAGACAGGGGUGGCGACCGGGGGAGUCGUGGAGAUAGGGGGGGUCGUGGUCGUGGCAGCGGACGCGGUCGCGGCGGCGCGAACGGUUUCCCUACACUUCCCCUCACUGUCGUAGGAAACAUAAUGGGUUUCGAAGAUGCAGAAUGUCUCGAUGGCUUGAUUUAA